AUGGCGUCUCAAGAACCAGAAGCGUCGCCCGAGCAGCUCUACGCGUCCGCUCUCGAGUUGGUCGAACAGUCGCAGCCCGCCGAAGCACUUGUCGCAGCCAAAAAACUCUGGUCCCACGUCAAGAACGGCUCUGUCACCGACAAGCUGCCUGCAGCCACGCUGCUGGGCGACAUCUCCAUCGAGCUGGGCGCUGUAGACUCGGCCCGGCGCUACUUUGAGCAGGCCGUACUACUCGAUCCCGACGGCAAGGUGCCAGAGACUCUCGGUGGCGGCGCCGACAAGUUCCUCUGGCUUGCACAGCUGUGCGAGGAAGGUGGCAAGCAGAGCGUGCACUGGUUCGAAAAGGGCGUCCAAGCGCUGCACUAUGAAAUUGCCGCGCUUGAGAGUGGCACUGGCCUUCCGCCCGGCAUCGACGACGAGGCUUUGUUACUCUUGCGCGUCGAGAAGAAGCGGAAGCUUGCUAACGCUCUCUGCGGCAUCGUCGAGGUGUACAUGACGGACUUGUCCUGGGAGGACGACGCGGAAGCACGCUGUGAAAACCUGAUCACUGAAGCCAUGUCGGUCGAGGAUGACACGAGUGCUGAGGUUUUGCAGACUCUAGCCUCCGUCCGAUUAUCGCAAGAUCGGCGAGAGGACGCCCAAUCGGCCUUGCAACGCUCGCUCGCGAUGUGGAUGGAUCUGGAGCCAGAGGAUCCUGCUGUGCCUGAUUUUCCAACCAAGGUGUCACUUGCACGCCUGCUAAUGGAGGCCGACCUGAAGAUGGAGGCGAUGGAAGUGCUGCAUCGGCUAGUUCAGGAAGAUGACCAGAGUGUGGAAGCAUGGUACCUGGGAGGCUGGUGCCAAUAUCUGCUCGCCGAGCCUCACGGCAUCAUCGCCGAUGCCCGGAAUGGGGAUGCCAUGGACACAGGCGCUCCAGUCACGAACCAGGAGCAGAACGCACGGGCGAAGAAAGGCAGUCGUCGCUGGCUCACGACCAGUCUCAAGCUCUACAACCAGCAGGAAUACGAGGAUCACAGACUCUUCGAUCACGCGCACGAGCUUGUGGAAGAGCUCAACGCGGUACUGGGUCCGGAAAAUGAACAGGCCGAGGGAGGGGAUGAGGAGUCGGAAUGGGAGGGCAUCGGCGACGACGGCGAGGACGAAGACGAGCAAAUGCAAGGUGCUUGAAAAGCCAUGUCUUCUAGCUGUCUCACGUGGACGCUUUGUCUGUCGGCACGCCCAAGUAAUGCUAUCACGAUCUCGACCGUGUGUCCGAGUGGUCUUUACCAGCAACUUCCUGGAUGGAUUUUCGUGCUUUGCAUGACCAUUGGCUCAGAUUCAUCAACACGCUAAUCCAGAAAUCAAACCACGUACUUGCUCCAAUCAGAAAAGCAUGCGAGUUCGCCAGCCAACUAUCAUCACAUGGAGUCGAAGUUUGGUGCCAAUGGAUUUCGGGUCCGAUUUACAUGCAGCGGUGGCCUUGUUAUCACACUUUUUGCGAGCCAUACCCUGGAAUUGAUACGCGCAAGAUACUAGGCAACGAGUGGGAAACGGGCAUGAUUUUGCUGACCAUCGGAGCUUUUCCUAAAGGCGUCGCCGAAAGGGUCUCAAGCUUUCUCUUCAACCAGAAGUCAGUACAACCGGACACACUAGGGGAGGGGAGGUAUUAUCAGCCUCUGCAGUACACAUGUGGUUACACUGAUGAGAGGUGCGGGAGGGGCGUGUGUCAGUGCAGCUGUCCGUCCUGAUGCCCGAGCAGACGAAAGUAGAUCGUAUACCACUCCUUGUACAUCACCAUCGGACAUUAACCGGAAGGGCGCAGGUCUCGGAUUGGGCCACAGCAGCGAGAAAUUCGACGAGUGGCAUCCAAUCAAGUCGCAGGACUACUACCAGCCUUUGCUUAUUUCUAUAUGCUCAGAUGCAAUUCUGUUGGCACGGGUCACGUGCACACCGAACAUGGGGGGAGUCUUCGAAGCGUCUUUAAAGUACCUCCUACCUCCUAGGUAUCAAUGCUGAUGCUGCUGCAGCUAAACUUCCCACGUGAGUGAAUGUGAGCGGUACCUGCAGAGGCGCAGCUCAGCGCGGGCACGAGUUGCACAUCAGCGACAGGGCGGGCUGGGGCUGCGGAGAAGCGCGCCGCCGUCGAUGAGCCUGAGGGAGUAUUCGUGCACGGCGGCAUUCUGUACCGCAAGUCCAAGGAGUUAGGGGCCAAGCAUGCCACUCCGUCUUCUGCUUGCGAGCAGUGUAGCUCGGCUGGUGCCGAAGCAUGUGUUGCUGUGUGCCAGCCGGAAUGCACGCUAGAUCUCAAGCGUCAAGCCCUGUACAACCACACCAUGUAUCAAGCUCGAUGCUCACUGCGGUAUGGCGCGUAUGACUGCACACCCCCCGUGUGGCCCCAUCCGGCUGUGGUUGCUGCAACGUGCUGCUCGCAGGCGCUGAGAUACCACCCGUACAUUUCCGCACCUGAAACUGCACGUGCCAUCACCACUCCAGCGAGGAGUCCCCAUGCCGCUAUUGGUGCGAUGGAUGGAGACCGAUGCGUCUGUAGUGCGUGUGCCCGGCUCAAACGCC
Sphaerulina musiva SO2202 is the source of this 2550-nucleotide messenger RNA. RefSeq lists its product as uncharacterized. Gene Ontology annotation, molecular function: protein binding. Bases 1 to 1167 code for a protein of 388 amino acids. The record is from RefSeq and is a predicted model, not a curated record. NCBI's taxonomy places the organism in Eukaryota, Fungi, Ascomycota, Dothideomycetes, Mycosphaerellales, Mycosphaerellaceae. The transcript has a single exon.